This is a messenger RNA of Phlebotomus papatasi, 795 nucleotides long. RefSeq lists its product as uncharacterized. The coding region runs from base 138 to 725 and encodes 195 amino acids. The record is from RefSeq and is a predicted model, not a curated record. The transcript has 2 exons. NCBI's taxonomy places the organism in Eukaryota, Metazoa, Arthropoda, Insecta, Diptera, Psychodidae.
GAAAACUGGCACAUCUUAGUGCGGUGUUUGGAGUGGAUAUAAAAACGCUGAAGAUUCAGUGGAAAAGAGUUAGCAAGUGAACAGUGUUGUGUUGAUAUCAGUGAAUUUUGUUGCGAAAACUGUGGAAGAAGAGCAAAAUGUUGAGAAUUAUUGAGAUCACAUCAAUUCUUUUGGUGAUUGUGGCCACAGAGGCUCUGCCUGCUAAUCAGAGUCCUACGAAAACCGCCAAAAUUCAGCAUAUCUCAGAAUACUAUUCCAAUGAUCACUAUGCAGUCCCAGAACCUCCCAAACGUCCCACUCCCAUCAAUCCUGACAUUGUCAGUGAUCCCAAACCUGAAGAAAAAGUCCAUUUGAUUCCGCCGAAAGAUGAGACAGAAGAGAGAACAAUCCCUGCCCUUCAUCGUCAGAGGCGAGUUGUCGAUGAGUCUGAAGCUCAGGAUCAACCAACAACAGCCAAACCGACAAGACCGUGGUGGCGCAGGAUGAACUUCCGGGAGAAUUUGAGAACCACGGAGGAGCCGAAGAAGGCUUCUGAAGAGGGAGAAGUGCCUGAGGAAGAGGUUUUGGAGGUGUCUAAGGACGAAAGUGCCCCAGAAAAUCAGGAAGAUUGUGAGAAGGAUGAGGAGUCUGCUGAGGUGCAGAGAGUACAGGAGCAUAGUGUCAACAUUCAACAUAUUCAAACGCAAUCCUUGCCUGUUAUUCCACCUCACAGGGACAUCUUCUAAAUUAUCUUAGACCACUUUUUUUGUACACGAUUUUACACAAAAAAGGUAGAUUAAAUUAUUUACCAUCCUC